Molecule: messenger RNA, 1932 nt
Organism: Truncatella angustata
Lineage: Eukaryota; Fungi; Ascomycota; Sordariomycetes; Amphisphaeriales; Sporocadaceae
Exons: 1
Coding region: 1-1932 (643 amino acids)
Source: RefSeq, a predicted model, not a curated record
AUGUUUCGAUUCUGGGGCUCAGAUUCAAGGGGAGGCGACACAGCUGUUCAGGUUGGUCAAGCUUCGUUUGAUUUAGGCAGGUCGCCGAUACAGCCAUUUGGCUCGGAAACUACCACAGUGACGUCGCCGCCGCGGCCAGUUAAGCGGAGGAGGCCGAGCAACGUUGCGAUAACGUCGCUCAACGCUGCCCUGGUUUCUCCGGCGCUGAAGCGUCAAAAGUUAGAGGAUGGUGUUGCUUCGCCAAAGAAGGAGGAGAUAGCACCGGCGGAAGUGGAGGAAGAGCAAGUGACACAAUCACCAGCGCCCAAGAUGUCGUCCAGGUUAGAGCGCGCAAAAGAAGCCAUCGAGCUGCAAUUUAGUCAGGAAAUUUUGCUCAAACACCAAGAGCACCGUCUUAUCAACCAAGAACUGGCAAAAUGCCAGGUCGCUUUGGAACAACUGCGUCGAUGUCACCUGAUUCCAUAUCCCGUUAACGUCCCAACGCCGGAACAGAUGUUGAACGUCACUAACGGGCAAGGGCCGGCGCUUCAAGCCAAGAUGGGUGCGCAAGUGCCUCAGUGGGCGCCGCCUUUUGGUGUUACUGAUGGGCCUUAUGCUCGACACCUCGCCAAGUGGCUGAUUCCCGAUCCCAAGUUUGACGGUAUCCCGGCGCCGAUUUUAGUGCAUCCUGAGAACGUGCGAGCCAGGAAUUCCGUGGACGCUCGUCCUGGUAGGAACAGCAUCGGCGAGGUAGGAGCCGCUCAGAACAAGGGCCGGAGGAGUCGUGAAUCAGCUGGCCAGAAGCUCCAAGCGCUGCCCAGUGGAUAUACGCAACCAAAGGGCAAGGCUGGGCCCUGCAUUCUGAAACGUGCUGCCGAUGGCAAGAUGGUCAAGUUAGUCUGCGUCACAUGUCACAGAGAAGACUUCUCGAGUACCCAGGGCUUCAUCAACCAUUGCCGCAUAGCGCACAAAAAGGAGUACAAGAGUCACGAGGAAGCAGCGGUUGCCUGUGGCCAUCCUAUUGAAGUCGACGAAGCUGGUGGUGCGGUAGGUGUGCAGCCACCUGUGGUUCAUCAUACGCCCACGCCCACGCCGACUGGACCUGCUCAUCCUUUCGCCCGUGGAAAUGCGAUAAGCUACUCGGAUGCAUGCUUCUCUGUUGCCAAGCGCAUCGAGGAUUUGAUGGAGUCGAUCAGAAAUGCCAACCCCGUGAACUCGACCCCCCUGCGUCACCCGCAUGCAAAUUUCAAGUCCUCAUCGGACGCCCCUAGCUUGUCUGAAAUGGCCAGGAAGAAGGGCAUCGAUAUCAAUAUGGCUGAAUUAGUCCAUGAUGCUAGAACCAAGAUUGAUCUUGAUUCCUUGUUAGACGACGAGAUGGAUGAGAGUGAAGACGACUCCACAGAUGUCGAGGUUACUUCUGAUGACCACACUUUAGCCUUGUCUGGCAUGCGCAUGCCGGUCAGGAAACCAGUGUCUCCUGUGCCGCCUCCAGUUCUGCCUGUCGGCAUCCGCCCGACAAGCAGCUCAGGGCAUAUGCCAUACACAGCUACUAUCGCCACGCCUACGCUUCAUCUAUCAAGGCAAGAGGCCGACUCUCCGGAUGAGGACGAAAUGGGUUUGGACUUGAGCCCCAUCACAGCUGUCAGCAAUAAUGCACCUUCACUUGUUAGCGACGACGAUGAUUAUGACGAUUCGGUGGACGGCUCAUGUGAUGAGUCAGAAGUCGAUGACAACUUGGACAACGAGUCCAUGACUGAUGUGGCUGAGAUCCACUUCGACGACGAAGGGUCAAGCGCUCUUCGACACCGUCGCGGCUCGGCAAGCGGAGGCGCAGAUCCAUUGCAGCUUCGCAAGCAAGAAGAGAAGCACGUCACUUUCAUGAGCCCAGCCAGAGAGUCUCCGGCGCCAACGACGCCCAUUCACGGUGGAUUGAAGAGAAAGAACAGAAUUUGA